AUGUCUGGGGACCACCAUGACUCGCAAGCCCUGGAAGCGCGCGCUUCACCAGAGAUGGGAACCAUGAGCACCCCCCCACGCCGGCCAGCUCGACCUAGGCGUCCAAAUGCCAGAGAAUCCGAGAGCAUAUAUAAAAUUAGGUAUUCCUAUGAUCCUUGGAACCUCAGCUCGUGGAGCAAAGCCGGGGAGUCAAGGCUCAGCGAGCUUCUGGCCACUGCCACCGAUCCUCCUAUCGAGGGCUUCUGGAAAAGUAUAAAAGCAAGCAAGGUGGUUGGCAAAUGGUUUGACUACAACGAUAAUGAGCCUAUUGUUACGUGCUUCAGAUUUCUCGAACUAGACUACGACCGUGCGAUGAAAGGCUGGAUGAACACUCUGCGAAGCGGGAGCGUUAUGUGUAAAAAGCUGACGGAUAUGCGGGUGGAACGGGACGUGUUGAGGGAACAGAAUUCAGUGUUGACCAACGAAAACUACCACCUGAAGGACCAAAACAAAGAGGCCGAGGAUCUCAUCGGAAAUUUGGAGGACAUGAACCAUGACUUGGAGGACCAGGUCAAGGACCUGACCCAACAACUGAGAGUCAAACAGGUCGAGAAUCGGAGGUUGAACCAGACUCUAAGCAGUAGGAAGAGUCUGCAGACAACUCCUGGCGGCACCGUGAUCGAAGACGGCCGGGUUGUCCACACUAUGAGCGACGAUAUUGCGAGAAAAGAACGGGACGAUUACUUGGCAAAUAUCACCCGUGCCGAAGACAAAGCAGAAGCGGCGCAAGCCAGGGUCGGGGAACUGGAAGACAAGGUUGCGCGACUCAGGGCUGCUCUCGAGACUAUCAACCCAGCGGCCGAGCUCACUUCAACGGGUGCCAUCGAAUCUGCCACAGUGACUGCCGCUGGUCUCCAAGCGCAAAAGGCGCAAUAUGAAGAGUGGAUGAAGGAGCUGAAGGAUGAGAACGCCGUGUUGAAAGCCGAAAAUGAAGAUAUCAAGGCCGCUAGUAACCACCUGGAAACUGCCAUGCAGGUCUUGAGAGAAGGGAAUGAAGAAACCCUCAAGAAGGAGAAGGAGAAGGUGCAAGCCGAAAUUCGGCACUUGCGGAAUAUGCUGUCAGAGCAGCGGUCAGAGAUGUCUGGGAAGCUUCAAAAGAAGGAACAAGAAUUGAAGGACCUUUGGGAACAGUACGACAGAGUCAAGCGGCGAGCCGAGGAGUUGGAAAAGAAGGUCAGGCGGCUCGAGGUUGACAGCGACAACCAGAUCAAUCAGAUUCGCCAGCAAGUGGAGAACUUCGGCAGGGCGAGCAGAGCAUACAAUCCCCAGCUCAACAGGCUUGACCAGUUGAUCAACCAGACCGAAGCGAACCUAGAUCAGCAUCGUGAGAGUGCGGAAAAGGCCAAACUGAUCCUGGAACAGGCCGGCAAACUCAAGAAGAACCAGAGUCCGUCUCCCGAGACUGUGAGCGGGCUGGCCGAUCUGGUCAACUCCAUGUACGAUGUGUUCAACAGCCCGGCGAAAGACAAAGAGAAGCAGGAGCCGGGCCUAAAGGAGGCAAGAGAAACUCGUGAUGCGGCUCGGAACAUGAUCAAAGAGCUGGAAGGGCUCAACGAGAUGCUUCUUGGGUGGCGGUCCCGCGUGCGUUCCGGGCUUGGGUCGCCUACUGCUCUGAGGCACGAGGGAGAUAUGAUUGCAUCCAGCAUUGAACGGCUACAGCAUCAGUACCGACGGAAAGACACUGCGGAGAAGGCUUCCAGGCGCAAGCCCGAGCCCGUGACUCCUUCAAAGAAGCCAAGGGAAGAACGGUCGCCGCUGAUAACGGGCAGACGUGUGACGCAGAGGAAGGCACCGCCUAACCUGGUUUUCGUGGACGAGCCUGAAAAGAAUGCACCGGAGACACCUCCUAACUCUUAUCCAUUCGAGCAUGAGAUAAGCAGCGUUCAUGCUGCGAAUCUUGCAAAGCUCGAAGCGGUCAUACGCGCGUCUGAGGAGGGAAAUUCUCCAUCGCCGAAGGGUGCUCUUUCAUCCCCACCCCGGGAGCCGCAGUCACCCGGCGAUGCUAAGAAGUCUCCAGAGGCUCCAAAGCUCUCAGUGCCCAAGGAAUCCCACGCCAAAUCACCUUCCAUAGCUUCCGGUGGCUCCUCCCCCUCAACUCCCCGUGGCCCUGAAGAAGAUUUCCCGUUCGACGAUCGUUUCAACCCUGAUCUAUACAAGGUGCUUGAAGGGUUCAUCACAAUAUUGGGACACGUCACUAUGGUUACCGAUGAAGACAAUCGAAAGCCAGACAACUCAUUCCUGAAACCCUUGCUCCAACGAUACGAGCCAGAGAUGAAGACGGCUUUAAAGAAAGUUUUCGAGGUCACCGGGCAGCCCCCUUAUACUCUUCUCGCCCCCACUAGCCGGAAGGAGCACGAGCUUUUCUACGUUUGUAGAGCGUACAAGGAAUUUCAGUUAUGCGUCAACCCGGGCUGGGACGCGGCCCUGUGCUUGAACUGGUUGCAAGAAUGCAAACAGGGUAUCGCCUCGCAAAUCGAGGCCCGGAAGGUCACGAUAGAAUAUGAGCGCUAUCUUACGUCCAAGUUCGCGGAUGCUCUGGAGGUGGUGAUCAAGAGACACGAAGAAGGAGACGAGCUGAGAACCAGGUAUAAUGAGCUUGAGACGGAACUGCUGGGAACGAAACUUUCGACAGAGGAAGAGUUCUACGUCGACGGCUGCGUAAAGCGACAUCUGGACAGCGGCAGAAGCGCAGACUAUUUUGAGGAUCUGGUAUGGGAGGUUGCCCCAGUCAUCAAGCGCGAGGUCAGGUUGAGUGGGAUCACCAACGAGCUCGAGAAAUGGGUCAAUGACUACAGCGAAUGGGUGGACGAUGUUUUCAAACCUGAUUAUAUUGAACCGCUCAAGCAGCUGAUCAAGACACUCAAGAAGAAGAUCGCCGACAGGAAUGACAUGGACGAUAAGAUUCUACUUGAGGCCCGUGUGAGACGACUCAAGAAAAUUCUCCGUCACGACCCUGUCGAGGACCUGUCUCUCAAAGACACGCUCAAGUCGCCGCUCGAAGUCGUCACUACCAACAUCCUCGUCAACCAGGAUGCUGUUGAAGAUCAAUACGCCACCCGCCGCCGGCGUAUUGAGUCUCUGAUUCGGGAAAAGGUGAUGCAUCUUUACUCUACCAAAACUCACAGCAAACACGCCGAGGCGGCUUGUUUCUGCUCCCUGCUCAAGUACUUCGCGCCAAAGCUGUAUUACAAUGCCCUCAGUGACGGCUGUUGCGGGCAUGGUCAGAUGGUGACCGUCAUUGAAGAGGGCACCAACGCGGAAACGCAACCAGUGAAGCCCGACGACCCUUCACUGGCGAGCAACCGCACGUCAACCCGACGAAGCCGCCGCACUUGUCAAGGCCACCACGGCCAUGGCGUCUUUUCCGCCUCCACCACCGUCCCCACAGUCAUCUGCCAUAUCUUGACCUCCUUCCUCUGGGUCAUCCUCUUUGCCCUCUCCGCCCCAGCAGAGUUCUACUCCACCAUCCUCCUCAUCCUCACCACCCCCUUCGACAUGGUCGGCUACGCCUUCGCCUGGGUGAAAUACUUGUUCAGGUACAUCCACUGGCGCUUCUUCCCCAAAAAUUACGCCGAAAACUACCACCCCCCUACCUUCACCCCUCCUACCUUCAACAUCCCUUCCCCCCCCAUCAGCUCGACCGAAGUCCCCCCCUCCCGUCCCAGAACCCCCACCAUCGUCCCGAGUCCGAGGAGUGAACGCUCAUCCCCACCGCGCCGCCUCUCCACAGCAUCGUACAUCCCCUCCCUGGACUCCUUCUCCAACCCCUUCAGAAGAGCCUCCGCUUCCGACGUGGACGGGAGGUCAGAAAGUACCGAAUUCCCCAUGCGCCGCGAUGGCGGUCCACCCCCCAAGCCAGAGCCACAAGCGAAGACGGAAGAAACCCCCCCAGUCGACCCCUUUGCCUUCCGGAAAACCCCCACCCCCGCCCCCUCUGUUGCCGACGAUGCAUCCUUUCCUCCCCCCCCUCCCAGACCGGCACCCUUCAAGUUAUCUACCCAUACUGCUUCCCCCGCCUCGCUUAUCAUUUGCCUGUCUAUCCUCACGACUGUUUUCUCCUCGGUGCUGUAUCUAGCGCUGGACCAAGAACGGCGGAUCUGGCUGUCAAAUAACAACUGGAGGAGGGCAUUCGUCAAUGAUAUGCUCGAGCCGUUUGCUGGCACAAAUACGAGGGUGGCGGCGUGGGCAAACUGGGGGGUGCUCGCGUUUCCGGUCAGUGCCCUGGCCAGGGCGGUGAACAGAGUUUUUGUGAGGUGGUGGCCGAGGUGGGCGAGCGUUGUGCCGUGGGAUACGGAGAGGGCGGUGGUGGAUAUCACCUGGGCUGACAGGACGGGGGUGAGCGGGGUGAGUGAGCAGAGUCCUGGGUUGCUAAGCGCUUGAUGGAAAGCUUUUCUUUUGUACGGGUCUUUUUCGGAGUUGGGGA
Podospora pseudocomata is the source of this 4462-nucleotide messenger RNA. RefSeq lists its product as uncharacterized. The record is from RefSeq and is a predicted model, not a curated record. The transcript has 2 exons. The coding region runs from base 1 to 4419 and encodes 1472 amino acids. Lineage: Eukaryota; Fungi; Ascomycota; Sordariomycetes; Sordariales; Podosporaceae.